GCAAGCAAAUCGGUCCAAGAUAAGUAUAUCUAAAACAGGUAAAGCAUUUAUUGAAGGGAACGUUAGCUAUUGUUCCAGAAUAUAGCCAAAUCUCACUUCUUAUUUAUAGUGAGUUGACAAAGGGUUGGCGUCGGUUCAAGCUGUUAUAUUCCAUCCCAGCUUUACGCAUCACAGCCAGCGGGGACAAUGGCUUUGAGAAGAGGCACAAGGAGAGGGGUAACGUUAGUAUGGACCUUAUUACUUCUAGCUGCCUUCUGCCUACCGACAAUCUACUCCCAUGGAGCUGAGCAUGACGAACCAAGGCCGGGUGAUGAGAAUAACCACCCGCCCAUUAUACGCUUGGAUAAGAACAUGGUCCAAGAUAAAGAUCACAUCAUGGAGCACUUGGAGGGGGUGAUUGACAAGCCAGAGUCUGACAUGUCGCCUCAGGAGCUGCAGCUGCACUACUUCAAGAUGCACGACUACGACGGCAACAACCUGCUGGACGGGCUGGAGCUGGCCACGGCCAUCACACACGUGCACAAGGAGGAGCGAGGAGAGAACACUCAGCCAAUGAAAGAGGAGGACCUAAUAAGCCUCAUCGAUGACGUUCUGCGUGAUGAUGACAAAAACAACGAUGGCUACAUAGACUAUGCUGAGUUCGCAAAAUCUCUGGAGUAGAGGAUUGAAGAAGCGCAAAAGAAAGAGGAGACCGGCUUUGCCUUACCACAGACUUAUCUCUGAACACACUCUUUCUCUUGGGUAAGGCUCAGUUAUGGGCUCGUCUUAUGGAUAGGACUUAAGUUGUGUGCAGUACCUGCCAAAUGUAAACUGUGUAAAUAACAAUAAACAAAACCCAUGAUGUAA
Messenger RNA from Clupea harengus (Atlantic herring), 846 nucleotides. It is a transcript of the gene mcfd2, whose product is annotated as multiple coagulation factor deficiency 2, ER cargo receptor complex subunit. The record is from RefSeq and is a predicted model, not a curated record. Lineage: Eukaryota; Metazoa; Chordata; Actinopteri; Clupeiformes; Clupeidae. Gene Ontology annotation, molecular function: calcium ion binding.